AUUACUUUUCUCUAUGCUGGGUGCAGUGAAAAGAAAAGAAAGCAUCACAUCACAUUUUCUUCUUUGCGUUUAAAAUUAAACUGGUGGCCUUUCUAGUUCAAGCUUCUAUGAUAAAUAUUAUAUGUAGUUUUCAUUCCGUAAUGUUUUUUAAUUUUUAAAUGUUACCACAUACUUAUAGUAGGUUAAUUUUUUGCAAGUGUUUGUACAAACUUACACAGUAAUACAGGAAUCUGUGAUAAUAAUGUAAAGUGUUUUACCAUACUGUUAUAAUUUAUCAAACAAAAUCUUCGAAAAAGUCUGAAGAUGGCUGAAUCACAAGUUGCGAAUAUGGUGAAUGAAAUAUUGAGAGUGGAGGCAGUUGAAGAGGCGUUCAGCUGUUUUUUGGUUAAUAAACCAGAACAAGAAAAUGAACGUUUAUCAGUAUAUCAGAAAAAGCUCUGUGCCAUCAUGACUACAUUGAGUGCUGACUUGCAGGAGUCUGCUAUUCGUCAGUACCUCGUACUUACAGCGGUUUUAACUAACAGAUACAAAAUGAAACAACUGCUAAACCUUCUAGAGAAUUUGGUUAACAUGAACAUACUUCAAGCUCGUAUGCUUUGCGACUGCAUUUUAACAAGUGACAAACUUGUUUAUCAAAAUGCUGAUUACUGGAUUGAAUGUUUCAAUUUGGUUAGAAGAAUUAUUGGCGGGGUUGACUACAAAGGUGUGAGAGAAAUUAUGAAGGGUUGUAGAGAGAAAGCACAUACUCUCCCUGUAAGACUUAAUUCUAGCACUAUGCCUCAACUUAAAGCUUUGUAUAAUGUUAUUGAAUAUAUAUUUGAUAGGAAUGCAUCUCUGCUGCCUGCAUAUUUUAUUGUCACAGAGAUUCAAAAAGAUUACCCUGAUAAUAAUCAUUGGCCGCAUUGGCAAUUGGCCAAACUGUUGACUAGCUUUGUUGAAAGCUUUAAACCAUGUGCUCAAAUGGUGUCCAUUAUAGGUCAUUCUCACAUGCUGCCUGUUGUUGAAUUCUCUGGCUAUGCUGAUCAUCUUGUAAACCCUUGGAGGUUAGAUCCUACCACCUUAAAAUUCUCACUAAAAGGAAACUUGCCUUAUGAUGAUGAGCUGUUGAAACCACAAAUAGCACUGCUAAGACAUGUGUUACAGCAACCAUAUUCGAGGGAUAUGAUGUGUUCAAUGUUAGGGCUCCAAAAGCAGCACAAGCAACGUUGUAUAGCCCUAGAAGAUCAGUUAGUAGAACUGAUGAUAUUACCAAUGGAGAAGAGUGAGCAAGAAAAUGAAGAUGAUGAAAUGUCAUCUACCCACUGGUGCUGGUUGCAUUUGUCUUCUCAAGUGAUUUAUUUGAUCCUGAUAGGAUUUGCAUCAUUCCCAAAUAUUGUCAUGGGCUUGCAUAAUAAGCUGAUUGGUCACGACAUGAAGAAAGGGCGUGAUCACCUUAUGUGGGUUUUGCUGCAGUUCAUAUCAGGAAGUAUUCAACGUAAUCCUUUAUCCAAUUUUUUGCCAAUCAUAAAAUUAUAUGAGCUCUUAUAUCCUGAAAAAGAUCCUUUGCCAGUACCAGAUUGCACUAAGGCACAUUGUACACAUCAAAUGGCUGUUGUCUGCAUUUGGAUGCAUUUAUUGAAAAAGGCAGAAACUGAACAUAAAACCAUGACAAUGCCACAGAAUUUAAAAGUGCAGUAUGAAUACCUGCAACAUCUUAUGACUUCAAACAAUACACCAACACUAACUGGAUCUGACUACCGCAUUGCGUUAUUGUGCAAUGCUUAUUCUACAAACCAGGAGUAUUAUACUAGACCAAUGGGUAUUAUUAUUGAGACUCUUUUUGGCAGCCAGAAAGCAUUGUCAAAUGGCAAUCCUGCCACUCCAUUGCCAACAAUGCCUUUAUCAAUGUGUAUUCUGGACAGUUUAACAUUGCAUUGCAAAAUGUCAUUGAUUCAUUCAAUUGUAACGCAUGUCGCGAAACUGGCCCAAAAUAAGACAAAUAUGCCAGGGAGCAGUAUGAUGGCUCCAGCUUUAGUGGAAACCUACAGCCGAUUACUUGUGUAUACUGAAAUUGAAUCUUUAGGCAUAAAAGGGUUUAUAAAUCAGCUGUUGCCUAAUGUAUUUAAGUCCCACGCGUGGGGUAUAUUGCACAACCUACUUGACAUGUUUUCAUAUCGAAUUCAUCAUAUCCAGCCGCACUACCGUGUGACUUUACUCUCCAACAUACAUUCUUUGGCUGCUUACCCGCAAGCAAAUCAGACACAACUGCAAUUAUGCUUUGAAAGCACAGCACUUCGUCUGAUAACUAGCCUGGGUAGCUCGGGGGUGCAACUGCAAAUGUCCCGGGUGGUUUCUGAACCCAAGUCUCUAGUAUCGUCUGAGAGCGAAGAGCUGAAUCGAGUGUUAGUCCUAACACUGGCACGUGGAAUUUACAUGACUGGAGCGGGCAGCGACGGGGCGGCCGUGAAGGAGCUGCUGACCACCAUAAUGACGAACACGCCGCACAUGUGGUCGCAGCACACGCUGCAGUGCUUCCCGGCCGUGCUUGUUGAGUUCUUUUCACAGAACCCAGCUCCCAAAGAGAACAAGCAAGUGCUCAAGAAGUCAGUGGACGAGGAGUACCGCAAGUGGACGUCGAUGGCCAACGACAACGACAUCAUCUCGCACUUCUCGGUGCCGGGCACGCCGCUCUUCCUCUGUCUGCUCUGGAAGAUGAUCUUCGAGACCAACAGAAUCAACCCUAUCGCCUUCAAGAUACUCGAGCGUAUUGGCGCGCGCGCACUUUCUGCUCACCUUCGCAAGUUCUGCGACUACCUCGUGUUCGAGGUCACCAACCCGGCCGGCGGGCCGCACAUCAACAAGUGCGUGGACGCCAUCAACGACAUCAUCUGGAAGUACAACAUCGUCACCAUCGACCGGCUGGUGCUGUGCCUGGUCCUUCGCCCUAAUCCUGACGGCAACGAAAGCCAAGUGUGUCUCUAUAUCAUCCAGCUGUUGCUGCUCAAAGGAUCCGAACUGAGAAAUAGAGCCCAAGACUUCGUCAAAGAAAACUCACCUGAACACUGGAAGCAGAAUAACUGGUACGACAAACAUCUUGCAUUCCAUAGAAAGUAUCCAGAAAAGUUUGCACCAGAGGAAGCAAACAGCACAUAUGGUGGACCCAUACCUGUCUACCUAAGCAAUGUGUGCCUAAGGUUUAUCCCAGUGCUAGAUAUCGUAGUGCACCGACACCUGGAAAUCCCACAGGUCAGCAAAAACCUAGAACAACUGCUGGAACACCUUGGCUAUCUAUACAAGUUCCAUGACAGACCAGUCACGUUCCUAUACAACACCUUGCAUUACUACGAGACUAAACUUCGGGACAAGCCGAUGUUAAAGAGGAAGCUAGUCACGGCAGUGUUGGGUUCCUUGAAGGAGGUCCGGCCGGCCGGCUGGGCCACCACCGAGGCCUUCCAGACGUACCUGGGCAAGACUGACGUGGAGGCCACGGCCUGGGCGCCUGACCUUAACUAUUACUUGAGUCUGGUCAACCGAAUGGUGGACAGCAAUUCUCAUUUCCCAACUACCGACUGGCGGUUUAACGAGUACCCGAAUCCGUCGGCGCAUGCGCUGUACGUGACGUGUGUGGAGCUCAUGUCACUGCCUCUCGCGCCUAACUUUGUGGGAAACAGCCUCUUAGACGUCAUCACCAAAGGAUUCGUCGUAAUUCCUCCCACAAAAAUCCAGCUGUGGAUCAACGCAAUCGGCCUCAUCAUGGCCGCCCUUCCAGACCCGUAUUGGACAGUCUUGCAUGACCGUAUACUCGAGUUGACUACACAAAAUGACAUGGUCGAGUGGCCAUUCCCCCACACGCCGUUCCAAUUGUUCAAUCUGACGACGACCAACGACGCCAUGUUAGAGAACAGAUACAGUUUGACGCUAGCGCUUGCUCACGCCAUUUGGUACCAUGCGGGAGCAGGGCAAAUCAUGCAAGUUCCACAGUUCGUGAAAGAGAAGCUAUCCCCUGAGAUCCGCACGGAGGUGCAGCUAUUAUUCCUGUGCCACCUGGUGGGCCCGUUCCUGCAGCGGUUCAACUCGGACUUGUCGCGGGCUGUCAUGGACAUCACAGUGGCGCUGUAUGAACUGCUCGCGCAAAUCGACAAGGCGCAGCCGCAUCUGCAGUACAUCGACCCGAUAUGCGAUCUGCUUUAUCACAUAAAAUACAUGUUCGUCGGCGACACACUGAAGAACGAAGUCGAAAGCGUGAUCCGCAAGCUGCGGCCGGCGCUUCAGAUGCGUCUGCGCUUCAUCACGCACCUCAACGUGGAGCAGAUCAACACGGCCUAGCACAGCGACUACUACAGCUACACGCCGUCCAGCUCGAGCUCCAGCUCCGAGUGACUGUGCAGCUGUAGUCUGCCCCUUACUGACACAUCACUAUCCAUUGAGACUAACGCCCGUAUUCACAAACAUUACUAUGAGGUCUCACAGUGCGCGUGGACGCACAGGAUGGCACAUGAACCAAUCACAAAGCUUUAUUCAACGCUGUGCGUUCGAUUUCCUGCUUCAAUUAAGCAAGCAUCGUUUGUGAAUACGGAUUUAAGUCACGUCUGUAGAACACCGCCCACGCUUCAGAUGCGUCUGCGCUUUAUCACGCACCUCAAAGUGAAUCAGAUCAAGAGUAUCAACACGUCACGGAACUGAAACAUAAGGCGCAUGGAGUGGGUUGGUCUUUGCUUUAUCUUGUCUAUUAGCUGGUCAGCACCGAACCAUUAUUUCGUGAAAGUAUAAAACAAUGCACGGCCAGAAUUGAUCGGCUCCACAGUUUCAAAGUCGACGCGCAAAGGACUAAGGCUAUUAUUGACAUAGGUUGUGAUCUGCCUCACAUACAAAAAACUAAUACUGUAUCUAAAACAAUGGAGAAGUUUCCAAUUUUUUUCUAGAAAAAGAACACUUUGACAUUAGAGUGUCAUUCUCGACAAUGCGUCAGGGGUGGUAAGCAUUGCAAAACUUGAACAGGUGGCGUGGCGUCACGGCACCGCCUAUGUUUGAGUUGCAUGCGAAAAUAUGUAGGUAAUUUAAAUAAUUAAUUUCUCAGCCAUUUCUUGAUGGAUUAAAAAAAUAACUUCACCAGCUUUUUAGUUUUGAUCUAUAUUUUAAGCCUAUUCAGUGAAACAUUAUGUUUUCAACAUCACGAAACUUCUCCAAAUAGAUAUUCAAUCAUAUUGUAACUACGUGACAAAAUCAAGCAAUACAGAAGUGUAUACUCAAGUAAUAGGAAUAUCGUAUAAUUAAUUUGUACUUCUACAAAUGUUACUAAAAUAUCUACUACCUGCUAUAACUGUUUAGUAUUAUCCUUCUUGGUGUUUGACCUCUGAAGAGUAUAUUUACCUAAUGUAGUAACGAUUCUGUAUUUACAUAAAGUAUUUAAUUUACUAUUUUUCACCUAAAGGUACAACAACAUAUUAAGCCAUUUUGUAUUGAGGGUUCGUACCCGAUAGCUUAAGCUUGUUAUGGUAUUUAUUAUUUAAAAAGUCGAGAAUCCCGACUAAAAAAGUAAUACAUAAAUAAGGUCUUCUUUAUUGCUCAAAAUAUUGAAGUCCAUGUUUCGUAUAAAGGAUACCCCAAAUUAUUUGAGACGUAUUUACCAAAUAAAGAAAUAACGUCGUUCAUUCGUUUUGUGUACAACAACCAGUCGGGGUACAUUUAAACGAAUAAGGAGCAAAUAAUAAAAGCUACAAUAUGGACUAAUUAGGUACUAAAGAAACAACAAAUAAUAUAGUUAAUUUCAAAAAAGAUAGUUAACUUCAUAGUUAAUUUUAUUGUGAUUAUGCAUGACACUGUUCUCAGUAUUUCAGUACUGCGAUAAAUCUACCGGACAAUUUGAUGUUGAUUAGGCUAGCCUUCCCCUAACCUUUUGACGAUAGACAAGCUUCCAACCGAGUACCAAAUAUUAUGGUUUCUUUGAGUGGAAAGCUUGGACUUUUUAUAUUUAAGUUCUUUAUUGCAGUUAGGUAGGAGAAUGACUUUUUUCUUCUCCUUCUGCCUUGAAAUUUUUAGCUUGCCUUGAAAUAUCUUAUUUCACGUUGGUUUAAACUAGGUCGAAAAGAUUCUUAUAGCAUAGUUUUACCGACUUCGUCACAUGAAAAUGUCUGUUAAUGUUUAACCGAAACUACAUCAGGUGGAAAAAAUAUAUUUAUUGUAAUUAAAUUAAAAUGAAUAAUAAUGUAAAUAUUUUGGAAUUGAUUUUGUUAGUUCAUUAGCAAGAGUUUCAUGUGUAGUUAAGAUGCUUACAUUAUAAGCUCAUAAGACUCAAGAUAUACAUCA
This is a messenger RNA of Ostrinia furnacalis (Asian corn borer), 6285 nucleotides long. RefSeq names its product mediator complex subunit 23 (gene MED23). Gene Ontology annotation, cellular component: mediator complex; transcription regulator complex. The transcript has 16 exons. NCBI's taxonomy places the organism in Eukaryota, Metazoa, Arthropoda, Insecta, Lepidoptera, Crambidae. Gene Ontology annotation, biological process: positive regulation of gene expression; regulation of transcription by RNA polymerase II. The coding region runs from base 304 to 4305 and encodes 1333 amino acids. The record is from RefSeq and is a predicted model, not a curated record.